Messenger RNA from Seriola dumerili (greater amberjack), 1838 nucleotides. Its product is annotated as E3 ubiquitin-protein ligase RNF126-like. NCBI's taxonomy places the organism in Eukaryota, Metazoa, Chordata, Actinopteri, Carangiformes, Carangidae. Gene Ontology annotation, molecular function: ubiquitin protein ligase activity. Bases 6 to 941 code for a protein of 311 amino acids. The transcript is spliced from 9 exons. The record is from RefSeq and is a predicted model, not a curated record. Gene Ontology annotation, biological process: protein ubiquitination. Gene Ontology annotation, cellular component: cytoplasm.
CAGAAAUGGCUGAAGCUCCCCCACGGCCCUGCCGGUUUUUUUGUCACCGGUGUUCAGCAGAGAUUAGCCCACGUUUACCGGACUACACCUGUCCACGCUGUGAAUCUGGUUUCAUUGAGGAAUUGCCUGAGGAAAGAAGUACUGAAAAUGGGUCCGCAUCCACAUCCUCCUCCAGUGAUCAGAACCGCUCAGCCUUUGAGAAUAUGGAUCACCAACACUUAUUCACAUUUCCCUCUGGGUAUGGUCCAUUUGCACUUGGGAUUUUUGAUGAAAACUUUGACCUGCGAACACGGCUACCCACAGAGGACAACCGAGAGACAGAAAACAGGAGAGAACGGGAAAUGGCAUCACGGCAACGAUACAGUGCGCGGCAACCACGGGGUCGGCAUGUUCCUCGAAGACAGGGUACGCGCCAUGAAGGAGUGCCCACAUUAGAGGGAAUUAUCCAGCAGCUAGUAAAUGGAAUCAUAGCACCUACAGCCAUGCCAAACAUUGGAAUGGGACCAUGGGGCAUGUUACAUUCGAAUCCAAUGGACUACGCCUGGGGCGCCAAUGGACUUGAUGCUAUCAUUACACAGUUAUUGAACCAGUUUGAAAACACUGGUCCUCCACCUGCAGACAGAGAAAGGAUAAAGAGUUUACCCACCAUCUCUAUUACAGAGGAACAUGUGGGUGCUGGUUUAGAGUGUCCUGUGUGCAAAGAAGACUACAGCGUUGAGGAGAGUGUCAGACAACUGCCAUGCAAUCACUUGUUUCACAAUGACUGUAUAGUACCAUGGCUGGAACAGCAUGAUACGUGUCCUGUGUGCAGGAAGAGUCUUAGUGGACAGAAUACAGCCACAGACCCACCGGGGUUAUCAGGAAUGAACUUCUCUCCCUCCUCCUCCUCCUCUUCCUCCCCGAGCUCACCUAGCAAUGAGAAUGCCGCCAGCAACUCAUAGAUUUUCACCGUCACCACCACCUCACAUCUGAAAACCUCACGCCCAGCUGAGACCCAACAAGUCUUCUCUACAGCUGAGACCAGGACAGUUGUCUAUCUCAAUUCUAGGGGACGAUAUGAGUCGAGGUGAACUCUGAAUGUGUUGCAGACUAUUAGUCACCCACCCCCACUCCCAUCCCCCCACCCCCUGUGCUGAAUGGAUGCUGGGUCCAGCUCCUGCUGCUAUUGUUAUCAAGUGUUUGAGGAGGUGGGACUUUGCAGUGUUUAAGGAGGAUCCAGAGAGUCUGUGAAUAAUGAUAACAAUAAUAAUAAUAAUCAAGUGGGAUUGUGACCAGAACUGGGGCAGAGUUUGAACCAGAGUGGACUGCUUUUUGAUGGAGACAUGUCUUUGCCACAAGGCUGGGACACAUUUUAUAUUUAAAAGAAAAAAUGUUCUUUUUUUUAAAACAUUGCCUGUGGUGGUGCAGAGUCCAUAGAUGUGUAGAUAGAUAAUUCAUUUUGAACUGUCAGCCACUGUACAGCUAAUGGAUCAAACUAAAACCUUGUGGAAAGGAAACUGAGUGUAUGCAUCUGGUUUUUAUUUAUUUGCACCUUUUGUUUUCUUUAUUUUGCACAAAAUUCUGUCUGAUGUUGAGAAUGUGAAUUUGGGUAAACUACUGAACAAAAAAACAUGUUUUUUUUUUUUGUUUUUUUUUUGCAUUGGAUAAGUCUUUUAGGACUUUUUGUUUUUAUUAGAGCUUGAUCCAGUGUAUUUAGUGUAUCUUGACAAGGUAAAGAUCCUCACAGCUCAACAGUGGACACAUUUUUAUUCCUCAAGUGAAAAAUUUCACAAACAUACUUAUUUAUUGAACCCUUGCCCAAGACACAAAUUGGGCAAUGUAAAAGAAAAAAAGAGUUA